AUGCCAGCAGUCCGGCGCUCCAAGGGUCUGCAAUCCAUACAAUCCUCUGCGAAAACAGCCCGCCAGACUCGGAACCACAAAAACACCGGGCAGACACUGCGAGGACCAUUCGACAGACUCGGACCUAGGAUAGUACGACAGCAAAUAUCCAAAACGCAAACAUACCUAAACCGCCCAUCGUCAAAGGUCCUAUCCGACCCAAACCAGGUCACGCGCCUCUUCCGGAUCCCGCGCGAGCUUCUCUACUCGAUAACAACGCACCUCCCACCAGCAGGACUAGCAUGCCUGACGCUCACCUGCAAACUCGCCCUCGAGACACUGGGCAUGGACGUCUGGGCGGAAUUUCGUGGCCGGGCACGAUUACAGCACGGGCCAGAGGGCUCGCUAUGUAAAUUGCUCGCUCGCGAUCUUCCGGGACACGAGUACUGCGUUCGCUGCGAGACGGCGCAUCCCCCUCUACGACCGCCGAGGGAGCAUCGGGUUAAUAAAUUCACGCAGAGCUGUUUUGGUUCCGAGGCCACGAUUGACUAUUGGCCGCAGAUGGGCGAGGCAGACGGGUAUAGCCUUGUCUGGCCGCAUAUUCAGCGGGCGUUUGAGGAGCGCGAGCCUGGCGUGGUCGACAGCGGGGCGAUCGAGCUGUUUAAUGGUGACUUUACUUUGCAGGCCGGGACAGUCAACUAUACCCUCCGCUCCUCGGCGCAAUGGAUCAAGCGGAAUCUCAUCCUACGGCAGGAAUAUAGACUGUCAGGGAGGCAUGGAAUCCUCCAAGCAGUUGACGUAACAGCCCUCCCCUUCCGCAUCUGCGCGCACCACACAUCCGCAACGGCACUUCCAACCCCUCCAUCAGUACGGCAGAGCGCCGCAAAACCCGCCCCGAACAAUCCGCUUCUAACGCACGCCAUCGCCUGCGCAUUCCCUGAUAACCUACGCAAGAAGGUUCCAGGCCCAAACCUGCCUUCCUUCCGGAACCCCACAGCGUCCGACGCGACGCAGAUGAGGGCCGGUGGGGGAGAUCCAGACUUUAUAUGGCGGUGUCGCUCGUGUCCGACGAAGUUCCGUGUCGCGUACAUACCGGAGAAUGAUGGGGAGCUCGUUGUCCAUGCGUGGUACUGUUUUGGGAAAGAGAUUCAUCGGGCAGUCGAUUACUGGACAUGGUUCGUUAGACGCGAUCUGGCGAGUAUGGGGGUCAAGAAGAGGAAUAGUGAGUUUUAUGCGCCGAGUCGGAGUGUGCCCGAUUUUGCGAUUGAGUAG
This is a messenger RNA of Aspergillus calidoustus, 1251 nucleotides long. The record is from the annotation of a GenBank genome assembly. NCBI's taxonomy places the organism in Eukaryota, Fungi, Ascomycota, Eurotiomycetes, Eurotiales, Aspergillaceae.